This is a messenger RNA of Mucor mucedo, 1703 nucleotides long. RefSeq names its product major facilitator superfamily domain-containing protein. Gene Ontology annotation, cellular component: membrane. The record is from RefSeq and is a predicted model, not a curated record. The coding region runs from base 33 to 1496 and encodes 487 amino acids. Gene Ontology annotation, molecular function: transmembrane transporter activity. NCBI's taxonomy places the organism in Eukaryota, Fungi, Mucoromycota, Mucoromycetes, Mucorales, Mucoraceae. The transcript is spliced from 5 exons. Gene Ontology annotation, biological process: transmembrane transport.
GCUUUCUCUCUUUCUUUUUAUCAUAAAAAAAAAUGGAAAAACAAGUGGACUCCCAAUCCUUUGAUCAUAGCAAGGAAACUUUGGCUGAGGAUAUCAUCAGCGAACAUGACUCGACUCCAGUUAAAUUUGUUAAAACACCAGAAGAAAAAGCGUUCGUGCGAAAAUUAAAUUGGACAGUAUUACCAGUUAUCUUUUUGAUUGUAUUUAUUCAAUUUUGUGACAAAUCAGCUCUAAGUGUUGCUGCUGUGCUGGGCAUCAAGGAAGACAAUAAUAUCACCGGUAGUCAGUUUAGUUGGGUUGGCUCGAUCUUUUAUUUGGGUUACUUGAUUUGCCAGGUUCCCAACAAUUAUCUUAUUCAAAAGUAUCCUACUGGAAGAUAUCUCGGUUCAGUACUGAUAGUAUGGGGUUUUGUCAUGGCUGCAACUGCUCUCUGUCACACAUUUUCUCAACUCAUGGCCCUGAGAUUUUUGCUUGGUUUGUUUGAAGGCGUCACAUAUCCCUGUGUCUACAUUAUUCUCAAUACUCUAUACCGUCGUUCCGAACAGUCCUCGUGUUGGGGUUUUCUAGGUAUAAGUACAGGCAUGGGUACAGUCUUUGGUGUUCUGAUUGCGUAUGGGUUAUAUCACAUGGACAAUAUUGCUGGUCUUCGUGCUUGGCGAUGGGGUUACAUUGUAUUUGGUAUUAUGACGGUCCUAAUUGGUAUUUUGACCUUUUUCUGUCUUGUGGAUAAUACACAUCACAAACUUUUACGUCUGACCGAAAAGGAAUUGGACAUUGUGGAAGAAAGAACCCGUGACAAUUGUGUGGUGAGAGUAAAAGAAAUCAAGUCCGAACAACGAUGGGAAGCCUUGAAAGAACCUCGCCUGUAUCUUAUCUUUUUUAUGAAUUUGUUUAACUGUCUUCAAAACGGUGGUCUAGUUACAUUUAGUACCAUUCUGGUGGAAGGAUUAGGUUUUUCUGCAUUUAAUUCAAUUAUCCUCCAAAUUCCCAACGGCGUUGUCUCCGCAACGUUUGCUAUUGGUGCAGUAUGGGUAGCAAAUCGUGUUCAUCAUACUACAUUUACUGCAAUAGGUACUGCAAGUAUCUCUCUUGUGGGUUGUAUCAUCCUUUCCACUGUGCCAGGCAUGCCUAAACUUGUCGGUCUUUACCUUAGUUGGGCCAUGACGGGUGUGGGUUCUCUGACGCAAACACUUGUUUCGACCAAUGUUUCUGGCUAUACCAAGCGUAAUUUUUACAACGCCGUCAAUAUGGUAGCUAUGACUUUUGGUAACUUUAUUGGCCCUCUCUUGAUGAUUGAUAACCAAGCGCCUGGUUAUUUCGGUGCCAUGACCGGGUUUUCAAUUGCAAAUGCUGCCCUUAUCGUAUGUUUGAUUAUAAACUACAUCCUGAUGAAGAACGAAAAUAAGCGUCGUAUAGCUAAUCCUCCCACUACCCCUACUGACGUGUAUUUGGAUCUCACAGAUGCUCAGGAUCGAAAUAUCCUUUAUAAAUUGUAAUUACCAGUCCUUUAUUUUUGCUAUUUCUUUAGUAAUUGCAACAAAGAAGAGUCUGUGAUUUCUUAUGUGCAUUCCUAUUAUCAACUCCCAUCCUAACUCUAAUAUUAAAAAAAUUAUCUCCCCCCCCCCCACCUGUCCUAGUUUGUGUUUCUCUUGGCUAUUUAUCAUCAUAAAUAAACCGUGCUUGAUUUUAUUUUAUUUUUCAUA